This is a messenger RNA of Acytostelium subglobosum LB1, 1083 nucleotides long. RefSeq lists its product as hypothetical. NCBI's taxonomy places the organism in Eukaryota, Evosea, Eumycetozoa, Acytosteliales, Acytosteliaceae. The record is from RefSeq and is a predicted model, not a curated record. The coding region runs from base 1 to 1083 and encodes 360 amino acids. The transcript has 3 exons.
AUGAACAACAACAUAAUAAAUAUAGUUACAGCUACUACAGAUAAUACAACAAACAUUAUCAGUUUGUUUAAAGCUGAGUUGACCAAGCGAGGCGUUGAUUGGAACUCACAACAGAAGCCUACUAUACACUUGGACACUAAAUACUAUAGUUGUGAUGUACAACUUCAUAUAGUAGAGUCUAGCAGUGGUUCUGCAGAGGAUGCUGUUUCAUCAUCAGGUGUGGUAGCAUCAUCAUUGGAUGAUGUAAAGAUUGUCUUUGUACUCUAUGAUGCUUCAAACAUUACAUUGGAUACAAUCAAACAACGUUACAAUGCUCUGGAAGAGUCAUAUGAUGCUGUGGAGUCAAUCGUAUUGUUGGAGGUGAGCUCCAAUCCAGAGUCCACAUCAUCAGAUAUCGAACAAUGGUGUGCUGACAUGGCAAUAGAGAAUAUAUACAUGGACAAUGAGAAGCAUAGGUCACGUGAGCAACAAAGAGACUCUGACACUGACUCAUCAAGGAUAAAGUAUGGAACAGAACGUUUGGUUGAGAUACUAGAGACUACAAUGUGGGAUGAUAUGGAGUAUAAGACUGAGAGUAGACCGACAGCCUCUAGCCAUCAUGUCAAGGAAGAGGAGAAUGAGGAAGAGGAUGGUGAUGUGACUGCCUCUGCUGCUGCUUCUGCUAUUGGACUGGAACAGAAGCAACAAGAGCAGGAUGAUAUUGUCAAGAUAUUGGAACAGACAAUGAUUGGAUCGACAUCGUCAUCACAGAAGCAACCGGCAACAGGUGGUCAGGAUCAGUCAUUGAAUCAAUCAUUGAAAUCACUGGAGACAUACUUUGAGAAGUUGGCAAAGCCAUCACCUUCUGCACCUAAAGACAAGGUGGAGAACGAGGAUGAAGAUGACGACUUGAACAAGGUAAAUGAGGAGUUUGGAUAUUUCGAUAUGAUGCAGGGAUACGUUGGACAACUUCAAGAGCUACGUGGACAGAUGCAAGGUCUGCCAGAUGACCAACGACGUGCAAUGUCUGCCAAGAUUGCAAUGAUGUUUGCCUCACAGUUUGGUGGGGAUGAUGACGACCUCGAUGAUGAGGACCUGGAUUGA